AUGUCGAAGAAAGGGCCUAAAGGAAAACAAAAUCUUGCGCCGGAGCACGAGCGGUUCCUGGCAUGUUGUGCUGAUAUUUCGCUAGAACUUAUUCAGAGUCUUCAGACGAACAAAGAUGUCAAUCUUAAUGGAUUGGUGGGCCGGCUGUCGAAGAAGUAUAAACUUAAGGCCCAGCCAAGGCUCACAGAUAUUAUUUCGUCGAUUCCCGACCAGUACAAGAAGUACUUAUUACCGAAACUCAAGGCCAAACCAGUAAGAACAGCGUCGGGUAUUGCUGUAGUGGCAGUCAUGUGUAAACCACACCGAUGUCCGCAUAUUGCGUACACUGGUAAUAUCUGUGUCUAUUGUCCAGGAGGACCGGAUUCCGACUUUGAAUACUCAACUCAGUCUUAUACCGGUUAUGAACCCACGUCGAUGCGUGCUAUUCGUGCCAGAUAUGAUCCCUACGAGCAGGCUCGAGGACGAAUCGAACAGCUGCGUCAGCUGGGUCACAGCAUCGACAAGGUCGAAUAUAUCAUCAUGGGAGGCACGUUCAUGUCGCUAUCUCAACAAUAUCGAGAAUCUUUCAUCGCCAAUCUUCAUAAUGCAUUAUCUGGACACACCAACACCGAAGAUGUCGAUGAAGCAGUUCUUUUCUCCCAGCAGUCUCAGACUAAAUGUGUUGGUAUCACUAUUGAGACAAGACCUGAUUACUGCACAGAAACACAUCUCAGUGAUAUGCUACGGUAUGGCUGUACCCGUCUUGAAAUCGGUGUACAGUCUGUAUAUGAAGAUGUCGCUCGUGAUACAAACCGUGGUCACACCGUCAAAGCAGUGUGUAAUACAUUUGCUCUUGCUAAGGAUGCGGGAUAUAAAGUUGUCAGUCAUAUGAUGCCCGAUCUGCCUAAUGUCGGCAUGGAGCGAGAUCUCGACCAGUUUAGAGAGUACUUUGAGAAUCCUGCUUUCCGAACUGACGGUCUCAAACUGUAUCCUACCCUGGUCAUUAGAGGUACUGGUCUGUACGAGCUGUGGAAAAACGGUCUUUACAAAUCGUAUAAUGCCAAUGCUCUUAUUGACUUGGUAGCUCGUAUUCUGGCAUUGGUCCCACCAUGGACCCGUAUUUAUAGAGUUCAGCGUGAUAUUCCAAUGCCAUUGGUGACUGCUGGUGUUGAGAAUGGUAAUCUACGAGAACUGGCUCUUGCCCGUAUGAAGGAUUUCGGUACCAAGUGUCGAGACGUGCGAGCUCGAGAAGUCGGAAUCCAAGAAGUGCAUCAUAAAGUACACCCAGACCAGGUCGAGCUCAUUCGACGUGAUUAUACUGCCAACGGCGGUUGGGAGACUUUCCUCAGUUAUGAAGACCCCAAACAAGACAUUCUCAUUGGUCUUUUAAGACUGCGUCUGUGUUCAGAAAAGACCACUUUCCGUCCCGAACUGACUUCUCAACGCACCUCGCUAGUUCGUGAACUCCACGUCUACGGAUCAGUGGUGCCUCUCCACUCGCGAGACCCCCGAAAGUUCCAGCACCAGGGUUUUGGCACCCUUCUAAUGGAAGAAGCCGAGCGCAUCGCCCGUGAAGAACACGGCUCCGAAAAACUCAGCGUUAUCUCCGGUGUUGGUGUCCGUAACUACUACGCCAAACUCGGCUACGAGCUCGAUGGGCCUUACAUGUCCAAAAUGUUAUAA
Molecule: messenger RNA, 1662 nt
Organism: Sugiyamaella lignohabitans
Lineage: Eukaryota; Fungi; Ascomycota; Dipodascomycetes; Dipodascales; Trichomonascaceae
Gene: ELP3
Product: Elongator subunit ELP3
Exons: 1
Coding region: 1-1662 (553 amino acids)
Biological process (GO): tRNA wobble base 5-methoxycarbonylmethyl-2-thiouridinylation
Cellular component (GO): elongator holoenzyme complex; nucleus; cytoplasm
Molecular function (GO): acyltransferase activity, transferring groups other than amino-acyl groups; iron-sulfur cluster binding
Source: RefSeq, a predicted model, not a curated record